Danaus chrysippus (African queen) is the source of this 2160-nucleotide messenger RNA. The record is from the annotation of a GenBank genome assembly. NCBI's taxonomy places the organism in Eukaryota, Metazoa, Arthropoda, Insecta, Lepidoptera, Nymphalidae.
AUGGACUCUUCAAGAAGAAAUAAUUCUGAGGAGCAAAGGUGUAUACUGGGUUUGCAAGAUUUGAAAUUAUCUAACAAAGACGAAAAUGAUACUGAGCAAGCGCAAAGUACUUCAACAUCUUACAUUACUGGUCAAUCAAAGUCUCGACCUGUGGGUGCGAUAGAGAGCUUUACUUUAGAUAAUUCGGCAAAUCGUCAGGAUUAUAGUUUCUACGAACGGUCCAAUGUUAUCGCAGCUUCAAAAUUUGCAACCCCUAAGCGGGUAGAAACUAUCGCGUCGAUCAAUAAACGGGACAUAAACACUACUGCGCUCCCAGCUAGUCCAACAAGAUCUAUAGAUUCCGUAUCUCAGAGGUCAUUGAGCUACCAAAGUGAGGAUUUAUACGAGAUCCCAGGCAAUACGACUGCUCAGUAUCCUCAACCAGUGUAUGAAAAUAUAGAUUAUUAUACGGAACAACAGUUGUCCCAGCCGCCCUAUUAUCACCAACUGUAUCAGAGCCAGCCUCUCGCGGCCGAAGGCUACUACGACACACGGUACAGCAAAGCGCAGCCACAAGUGCCAGUAAAUAGUAAACCAAAGCCAUUGGUGUAUGAAAAUAUGCUUUGUCCUGACAAAGAUAAGAAAGUCGAUUAUAAAAUGCAGGGUAAUGUAGAUCAACCAUAUAUACAACAAGGCUCUGUUCCUGGCCCACAGGUCCCAAAUACUAGCAUGAAUAGGAUGACUUCCCAAAGGAUUCUUAGGGAUAAACCUAAAGUUGAGAAGGCUCCACCCCCACCACCAUAUAACAAUUCAAAUGAUAACUCCAGCAGCAGUGACUACACAAUUAUGAAGUCUGCUCCUCCUAAGUAUAUGGAUGUCAGUGCUCUGAUAAAAAAUACUAACUCAGUAAGUUUUGACAAUAAAGCUGUGACAAUUCCUUCAACUGCCAUCUAUGCUUCAAUCGCUCCAAGUGCUCAGAGACCCAAGGCAAAUAUUGCUACAGAAGUGCAAGUCGCAGCGGCUGCAACUGCUCCAAAAUAUUUUCACACAAAGCCACCUAUUGGUAAUGGUCUAGGUAAAGUUAAAGUGACGGCCAUCAACGGAAGCUAUGGUACAACACCAAAACUACUGCCUAACAGAAUGCAGAUUGUAGAAGACACUAAUGGUUCUGAUUAUGUUUGUAUGACCGGUGGCUCCCCAGCUACAACUACCGCCUCUGCUAAUAAGGACAAUGUCUCCUUAGCAUCGGAAUCAAUUUCAUCUAGAAACUUAGUAUCAGGAUUAACAUCUUUGUGUUCACCGGCUCCAUCCCCCGCACCGAGUCCUACCCCUAGUUCAGUAUCUCAAGUUUCCGGUGGAUCUCGAGGCUCUGGAGGCAGAGGGAAAAGUUUACUACCUUAUAGUAUUACCCCACCCCGCCCGCCAGGACCUAGUGAAGCUCAACGUAAAAUUGAAGAGCUGACACGGCAACUUGAAGAAGAAAUGGAAAGGCAAGACGAGGAAGGGGAAUAUUUUGGUAUCUGCCAUACUUGUGGGGCUGGUGUGACGGGUGCCGGCCAGGCUUGCCAGGCUAUGGGCAACCUUUACCACACCAACUGUUUCAUAUGCUGUUCUUGUGGAAGAGCCUUACGUGGCAAGGCCUUUUAUAAUGUACACGGCAAAGUGUACUGUGAAGAGGAUUAUCUGGUUAGCGAUACAAAUUACUCAGGAUUCCAGCAAACAGCUGAGAAAUGUGCAAUAUGUGGACAUUUAAUAAUGGAAAUGAUCCUUCAAGCAAUGGGCAAGUCCUACCAUCCCGGAUGUUUCCGUUGUUGUAUUUGUAACGAGUGUUUGGAUGGAGUACCUUUCACUGUUGAUGUUGACAAUAAGAUUUAUUGUGUGAAUGAUUACCAUCGAAUGUUUGCACCUAAAUGUGCUAGCUGUGGAAAAGGUAUAACUCCAGUAGAAGGCACUGAUGAAACAGUACGAGUUGUGUCUAUGGACCGCGAUUUCCAUGUUGACUGUUACAUGUGUUGUGUUUGCGGCAUGCAGCUCACAGACGAGCCCGACAAGAGAUGCUAUCCACUAGCUGGUCAAUUGAUGUGUCGAGCCUGUCAUCUGUCCACCAUAGGAGCGUCAACAGGUCCCGGCAUGCCACCAGCACCACAUCUCUCACCAGCCUCAUACGAGGUGCAUCGAUGA